AUGAGAGACCUGCACCUCCCGCUGAACCAGACCCAGAGGGUUCGGCUCGCGGCCGCGCUCCACGAGCUCCAGACCCUCGCCCCCGCCGCCGCGUCCGCCGCCGCCGUCACCGUCGCGGACACCAUCCCAGUCAACCACGAGGACAACAUCCUCAAAGGGCAUGGUACAACGGAUCAGGAUGGGGAGGUGGUGGCGACGCUCUGUGGCGUCGUGGAGCGGGUAAACAAGCUCGUCUACGUGCGGACCCUUCGCGCAAGGUAUAAGCCGGAGGUUGGCGAUAUCAUAGUUGGCCGUGUCAUUGAGAUUGCUCCCAAGCGUUGGAGGUUGGAGAUAAACUUUAGCCAAGAUGCUGUUUUGAUGCUUUCUUCUAUGAACCUGCCUGAUGGAAUACAGAGAAGGAGAACUGCGGUUGAUGAGCUUAACAUGCGGAGUAUAUUUGAAGAAAAUGAUGUUGUCUGUGCUGAAGUUCGUGGUUUCCAACAUGAUGGAUCUCUUCACCUACAAGCAAGGAGUCAAAAAUAUGGAAAGCUUAAGAGGGGCCAAUUACUCACGGUACCUCCAUAUCUGGUGAAACGGCGGAAGCAGCAUUUCCAUCAUCUGGAGCAGUACGACGUCGACUUGAUCCUUGGCUGCAACGGUUUCAUCUGGGUCGGCGAGCAUGUUGUGGUGAACGAAAUUACCACUUUUAACGAAGACCAAGAGAAGCUGAGCGCUGAGGUGGAGACCUUUACCCCAAUGGAAACUAGGAAACACAUCUGCAGGCUCGCCAACGCUGCCCGCGUGCUUUCAGCCCUAGGGUUCACUCUGACUAUCGAGCUGAUAAUCCAGACCGCCGAAGCAAGCCUGUCAUCGAAUGUCAAGAUAAACGACAUGCUCGGGGCUGAGUUCUACGUCCAGACAGCCGAGACGGAGGCAAAGCGCCGGGCUGAUCUUCUCGGGAGAAAGAAGGGUGGCGCAAGGUAAACCGUGUCGUGCCUGACCCCGUACGAGAUGUGUAGAAGAAAAUAGUGACAAUCAGUGCCGCCGUAGUCUAAAGUGUAGACGCAACUUCGAGACCUGGGGAGCUCAGCCUCCACUCUGUCGCGUGCAUGUAUGUAGUGUCACCAUGAGAGAGAGCUUUAAUUUGUGCCAAACAAAAGAAUGCCUAUCUAUUUUGUUCUGCGCUUGACUUGUUUGUUCGAGGUUCUUUCAGUAAUUUCAACUUGUUAUUUCUGGAAACCUGAGUUGUUAAAAUGCUGUCGGAAGCCUAAACCCAGUGUACCUUUUUUCCA
Molecule: messenger RNA, 1271 nt
Organism: Lolium rigidum
Lineage: Eukaryota; Viridiplantae; Streptophyta; Magnoliopsida; Poales; Poaceae
Product: exosome complex component RRP4 homolog
Exons: 7
Coding region: 1-963 (320 amino acids)
Biological process (GO): nuclear polyadenylation-dependent rRNA catabolic process; exonucleolytic trimming to generate mature 3'-end of 5.8S rRNA from tricistronic rRNA transcript (SSU-rRNA, 5.8S rRNA, LSU-rRNA); U4 snRNA 3'-end processing
Cellular component (GO): cytoplasmic exosome (RNase complex); nuclear exosome (RNase complex)
Molecular function (GO): RNA binding
Source: RefSeq, a predicted model, not a curated record